CUCUAACCUCACGAAACCUAACAAGAAGAAGAAGAAGAGAAAUUCCGGCAAGGAAGGGAGGGAGGGAGAAGUCGUUGGUGCGGGGGAGAUUGAUUUCGCGGGAGGGAGGGGAGCUCGAGAGGCGGUGAUUCGGGGAGUCGGCAGGGUGGCGCCGGGUGCGGCGGCGGCGGGGGCGGCCGUCGGGGGGAUGGCGGCGGCGGCGGCCGAGAGGCAGCUGGUGGUGGCCGUGGAGGGGACGGCGGCGCUGGGGCCGUACUGGCCCGUCACCGUGGCGGACUACGUCGAGAAGAUCGUGCGGAGUUUUUGUGCACAUGAAAUGGCAGGACAGAAGCUCGCAGGGACACCCCCUGAACUUGCAUUAGUCGUCUUCCAUACCCAUGGUCCUUAUAGCGCUUUUUGUGUGCAACGGAGUGGAUGGACAAAAGAUAUGAAUGUGUUUCUUUCAUGGUUAUCUGGAAUAUCAUUUAGUGGUGGAGGCUUUAGUGAAGCUGCUAUUUCUGAAGGUCUUGCUGAAGCAUUGAUGAUACUCCAAGGCAGUUCUAGUAACAGUCAGAAUCAUCAAAGCCAUGAAGUACAAAAACAUUGCAUACUUGUUGCAGCAAGUAAUCCUUAUCCACUGCCUACGCCUGUCUACCGCCCCCUUGUUCAAAGUAGCGAUCACAAGGAGAACAAUGAUGGAGCAAAAGAAUCUUGUCUUGCUGAUGCUGAGACUGUUGCAAAAUCAUUUGCUCAGUGCUCCGUUUCAUUGUCGGUGGUAUCUCCUAAACAGCUUCCAACUCUGAAAGCAAUAUACAAUGCGGCAAAGAGGAAUCCUCGAGCGGCUGACCCAUCAGUGGAUCAUGCAAAAAAUCCACAUUUUCUUGUUUUGUUGUCUGACAAUUUUUUGGAGGCUCGAACUGCUCUAAGUCGCCCUUUACCUGGCAACUUGGUCACAAAUCACCCCAUUACAAAAAUGGAUACAGCUGCAACAUCUGUGCCAGUACCAACUUCAAAUGGCAACCCCUCAGUUAAUGGACCUAUGCUUACCCGCCAACCAAAUGGUGUUGUUGCAAAUAUUAAAACGGAGCCAACAACUUUACCGCCCAUGGUUUCUGCACCUGCUUUCUCGCAUGUAACACCUGUUGCAAAUGGUGUUUCACAAGGAUUAUCAUCAGUACAAAGUCCCUCACCGUCCCUUAUUUCACAGGAAACUAAUCUUGCAAAUGAUAGUGUGCAAGAACAUAAGCCUUUAAUAAACCCUAUCCAACAGUCAAUUCGACCUGGUGGUCCAGCAAAUGUCAGCAUCCUCAACAAUCUAUCACAGCAUCGGUCAGUGGCAACCAUUAUAUCAGGUGGAAUGCCUGGCAUCCCUAUGUCUGGAACAGGACAGUCAAUUGGUAGUCAACAAGUCGUACAAAACACUGCUUUUGGAUCAAACACACCCAUAACAGGCAAUUCAAAUAUUGCUGUGUCAUCUUCUUUGGGUGGCAUCCAAAGCAAUAUCGGUAUAUCAGGGCCUCCUGUGACACAGGGAGGUUCAAUGGGUAGUACGCAAUUGGGACAAGGUGGAAUCAAUACAAACCAAAAUAUGAUAAGUAGCCUUGGGACAACAACUGUCUCUUCUGCACCUGCAAUGAUGCCAACACCAGGGAUGGCUCAACAGGCAGGUGUAAAUUCUCUUGGUGUGACCAACAGUUCUGCCAUGAACAUGCCUAUAGUGCAGCAUCCUAAUGCGCAGCAGCAGCAACAGCAACAGCAACAGCAGCAGCAGCAGCAGCCACCGCCGAAGUACGUCAAAAUUUGGGAGGGAACUUUAUCUGGGCAAAGGCAAGGACAACCUGUAUUUAUCUGUAAACUUGAAGGUUACAGGAGUGGAACAGCAUCUGAAACACUUGCAGCAGACUGGCCUGAAACAAUGCAGAUUGUGCGCCUUAUAGCUCAGGAGCAUAUGAACAAUAAACAAUAUGUUGGAAAAGCAGACUUUCUAGUAUUUCGGACAUUAAAUCAGCACGGCUUCCUUGGGCAACUGCAGGAAAAGAAGCUGUGCGCAGUGAUUCAACUGCCUUCGCAAACUUUGUUGUUGUCAGUGUCAGACAAAGCUGGGCGCCUCAUUGGCAUGCUGUUCCCUGGGGAUAUGGUGGUGUUUAAACCGCAGGUACCAACCCAGCAGCCACCAAUGCAGCAACAACAGUUACAACAGCAGCAGAACCAACUACAACAGCAGAAUCAGCUCCACCAGCAGCACCAGCUGCAACCACAGAACCAGCUGCAACAGCAACACCAGCUGCAACAACAGUUACAACAGCAGCAACUACAACAACACAUGCAACUGCAGACACAAGGCCUUCCGCUUCAGCAGCAGCAAUCCCAAGGCCAUCCGCUUCAGCAGCAGCAGAUGCAGCAAAUGCAGCAACAACAGCAGCAGCAGCAGAUUCAGCAAAUGCAGCAGCAGCAGCAGAUGCAGCAGAUGCAACAGCAGCAGCAGCAGCCCCAACAGCUUCAGCAGCAGCAGCAACCGCAGAUGGUCGGCACAGGGAUGGGGCAGCAGCAACCACAGAUGGUCGGCACGGGGAUGGGGCAGCAGCAACCGCAGAUGGUCGGCGCAGGGAUGGGGCAGCAAUACAUGCAGGGGCACGGUAGGACGGUGCAGCAGAUGAUGCAAGGGAAGAUGGCGCCGCAGGGUCCAGGAAGCAUGCCGGGUGCAGGGAGCAUGCCUGGGGGUGGCUACCUAUCUUGAAGCACCUGAUAGCCUGAAUGCCAGAAGAAUAAGUGGGCAAUUUAACCCAGCCCUUUUGGCUGCACAAGCUAUAUAGCUCAUGGAUUACUUGCCCAGCAUCCUAGGUAAUUUUCCCACCUUAGUGUGGGAUACAUAGUAGGUGUUCUCAGUAGUUUGGUUUUGGCUGUGAUGUUUUACCUGUAGAUAGCGUCUUGGAGCCUACACGGCCUCAUGUUGUGUUUUGUGUAGCUUCUUUUGAUGUCACUGCCUUAUGCUUAGCUUGUAGCUGCUGGAAGCAGAUCAAAUUUAAAGGAUUAAUUAAUUAAUAGUAACUCUGUUUAAGGAUUGAUUGACCAAUUUCACUUGGGAGCCUCCCAAAUAAAUAUGACUGCCUUAGGAUUUUUCAGCUUUGUAA
This is a messenger RNA of Oryza sativa Japonica Group (Japanese rice), 3110 nucleotides long. RefSeq names its product mediator of RNA polymerase II transcription subunit 25. The record is from RefSeq and is a predicted model, not a curated record. Gene Ontology annotation, biological process: positive regulation of transcription by RNA polymerase II. Gene Ontology annotation, cellular component: transcription regulator complex; mediator complex. NCBI's taxonomy places the organism in Eukaryota, Viridiplantae, Streptophyta, Magnoliopsida, Poales, Poaceae.